AUGAAAUUUGAGAAUGCAGAACAACCACGAGACGGAGAACGAGCUUCUUCUUCUUCCAACUUGAAGAAAUGCGCACCAAAGUCAGUCUUUGGAAUUUCCAUGUGCUGCUGUCUUUUGGGUUGCCUUCUUCCUGGAAUUGGUUUGCUCGGCUUCAACUAUUUGACGUAUGGAAACUACGAGUCGGUGCAAGCCAAGGUCGUUGGACAAACCUUUUGCGGGUACUAUCGCCGUCGGAAUCUAAAGCAUCAGCAGCAGGACAAUGUCGAUGAAUCAUCAUUUGCCAUGUGGGAAGACGAAGAUGAGGAGGAACUAAUGGAUCGAAGACUGAAGAAAAGUGGCUACAAUUCUGGAAGCCGCUCUUCCUCCACAAACAAGAAACAAAACCACUACAAGAUGACAUAUGAGUUCUUGACAUUGGAAGGAGAGAACAUUACUACCACCACGGAUUACUGUGUCAAGGCACGCCGUCCCAUCAAUUCCACCGAGUACAUCAUGUACGAUCCAGAUGAUCCGUACAAUGUGGUGCAUGAAACGAAGACCACGGCAUAUCUGGUGCUUGGUGUGUCACUGGCAGCAACUGGAGCUGUAUUCCUAUGUGCGGCAUGUGUCCUAUACAAGGUGUUUAUGAGUACCUUCGGAGACAUGUUGGGAUCCAACAGCAACAAUUCUAAUAAUAAUGGAGGCAUGCCCGAUCCUACUGAGAAUAACUCAGAAAGCAACCAUGGUGGAGGUGGCAUUCCAGCAACGACUGGAUUUGCAUCGGCAUUCUCGCAAUUUACCAAUCCAAAUGCCAACAAUAGCAAUUCAGCUACUAACAACAACAACAACUCGGCUCCCAACAGCAAUACUAAUGGGAGCAACAACAACGGUGGCAAUACUCCCAUGGCUGGAUUGGCAUCAGUAUUCUCACAGUUUACAAACCCGAAUGCCAAUGCAAACAACAAUAACAACUCUACAGCUCCAAACAACAAUUUGGCUCCCAAUAACAACCAAAACCACCACAACAACAAUGCGAACAACAAUCCUAUGGCGGCUGGGUUGGCAUCUAUGUUUUCACAGUUUACAAACCCCAGUGCCAACAAUAGCAACAAUAAUGCAACUGCUCCCAACAACUCAACGGGACCAACCACCACGGAUACUCCGGCAAGCUAUAAUAACAAUAAUGCUUAUGGCAAUACAACCACCACCGAGAAUAAUAAUCCAUACCAUGGAAAUACUACUGGCAACAACAACAACAACAAGAAUUCCUACGGGAACACGGCCAGCAAUCCCUACCAAGAUAAUAACAACAGCACGUACAGCAACAACAUACGACAACAGCAACCUUCUCCAAGUGCUCCUCCCGCCAGUGCUGUAAACCCGACGGGCGGCUACCGACCUCCUUAA
Molecule: messenger RNA, 1386 nt
Organism: Cylindrotheca closterium
Lineage: Eukaryota; Bacillariophyta; Bacillariophyceae; Bacillariales; Bacillariaceae
Source: the annotation of a GenBank genome assembly